GGCAGAGCUCGGAGCGUCCAGCGGUCCCGCCGGCUGCCGGGCGGGUUGCAGUGAAGAGGGGAAGCCGCUCCCAGCCCUCCUCUGCCGGUGGCUGCUCACCGCGUUAGCCUAGCGGGGGGAAGCGGCAGGGCCAGCUGAAAGAUGGACGACGAUGACUUCGGAGGGUUCGAGGCAGCAGAGAGUUACGAGUUUGGAGCUGGUGAGAAGCAGACAACAUCCCCUGCCAUUGCCUGGGCAGCAUUUUCCACAGUAUCUGAAGUCCACGUGUCUCCUGAUGUUCUUCUGGAGCACUCUGUGCCUUCUGCCUCCCUGGCUCCUUCUGACUCAUUCAGUUUAUCAAGUGAUAACGUGGCUGAAGCUCUCCAGAGGGCCAGCAGUGCUACAAACCCAGCAGCUGUUGAAGAGCAGAUUCCAGCAGACACUGGAGUUGCCUCUUCAAAUGCGGCUGAGGACAAGGCUUCAGGUACACCCAGCAUAGCUUUGGCUGAUGCUGAGGCACAGAGAACAGGUGAAGCAAAGAGGUCUCUUCAACAGCCUGGUGCAAACUCAGAAAUCAAGCUGUGUUCUGCUGAAGAAGAAAAGCUAAAAAUCAAAAAGGAGUUGGAACAUUUGCUGGAAAAACACAGUGUUCUGGAGAUGGAUUUCUUGAAAGAAAAAAACCAAAGGGUAAUUUCACACCAAGAGCAUCACAGGACACUCCAGGAAAAGCAUAAGCAGGAGUUAGAAGACAUGAGGAGAGCUGGACACGAAGCCUUGAGUAUGAUUGUGGAAGAAUUCAAGGCGCUGCUGCAAUCCACAGUGGAGCAACAAGAAGCAGCUAUUGCCAAGCAGUAUCUGCUGGCCAUUGAAAAGCAUUCUCAGAAGUGUGAAGAACUUCUUAGUGCUCAGCAUUGGAGACUUCUUGACAUCUUGGAAGCUGAGAAAGAAGUGUUAUCAGAAAAGAUAGAGGAGGCUUUACUGCAGCAGUCACAAAAGCACAAGGAAUUGCUUGACAAGUGCUUGGAUGAAGAGAGACAAAGAAGCAAGGAGGCCAUAGCAGCUGCUGCAAAGGCUGAAAAAGAAGCAGUGCAGGAAGCUGUUCUGAAAGCUGUAGAAGAGGAGAGGAGAAAUAUGGAGAAGAUUCACGCAGAAGAAAGAAAAUCAUGGGAAGCAGAACGUGACAGACAUAAAGAGAAGAUUGCCCAGGCUGUCUGGGAAGCCAUGCAGGAGCAAAGAAAGCAUAACCAGGAGAUUGUCAAGGAAGCCUUAAUGGAGGAGCGAAAGCAAAGCGAAAAGGCAAUUGAAGCAGCAGUGAAAAGGACAAGAGAGGAACUGAUGGAGUACAUUAAAGAGCAGAAAAGGCUUGACCAAGUUGUCCGCCAGAGAAAUUUGCACAGCUUGGAACUCUUCCUCUCCUGUGCUCAGAAGCAGUUAAGUGUUUUGCUGAAGGAGGAGCCAAGCACUGCAGAGGAAAGCAGAGACUGACCUCGGUACCACUGCUGCCAUGUGGUUUGUGAGGCUGCAAAUCUCCACCCAGCAAAAUGGCAAAUAUCUUCUGAUCUUGUGGGAUUGUGUCAUGGCUUCAAGGCUGAUCUGAAAUGAUGCUUGAUAGAAGUAUUUGUGGUUGGUGUUCUUUAUUUAUCUUACAGGUGCUAUCAGAUUGCAGAUACGGGAGAGGGAUAAAAAAAGCUCUGGAAAACUUUGGGUUUAUUUAUGAUUUUUCUUUCAUUGUAUUUUCUAGUAGCCCAGGGCUGAAGUUCCAGAUAACUGCAGCAAUGAUCAGAAUGGUUCCCUGUUCAGUCUGUUUUGAAUUUGGCAUCCUGUGUUGAUGUAACUUACGAGUCUUUUUGAUAUCUCUAAGCUGGGUAAAGCACUUAACUGGCUGUAGAUACAAAUCUAUCUUGACUUCCAAAGUGUGUGCCCAAGUGCAUUGCCUCAGCUGAGCCUGAGGAGCUCAUUGUUUCUUGCUGCUUGUGAUGUGGACUGGAGCAUAAGAAUGUUGGCAGGCAUUUCUGCACUCAUUUAUAAACAACCUCAGCUCUAGUAACAUGUAGUUGAACAACUGAGCAGCGUGUCUUUUAGAGCAGUGCAAAACAUUUCUAUCGCUGAUGUAUGGCAUGGGUUUGAUUUCUGGUUGACAAAGCUAGUUUGGUUCCAAAACUCAUUUUCUGAUUGAAGCAGGAUUAAUGUGACUGCCCUCAGUUUCAGAUGAUGUAUGUAAUUAUGUGGAGACUGAUACUGCUCUGCUGCAGUGGAAUUUCUGACAGAGGAAGGAGUGCAGCUCGUUGACCUCAGAUGCCCUGUUUAAACUCCCCACCGAUGCUGCUGGACUGUGGAUCAAGCCGUAGGUGUUUCUAGUCUUGCCAACAGAAGGAUAGAGGGAAAUUUCUGUGCCUAAGCUCUGUUGAUUGUAGAUUUGGGGCCUUAGUUAUAAGAUCUGUAAAUGAAAUAAGGGAAAAUAAAUGUUCAUGCUUGGGAAUGUAACUGUGAAUGUGAAUAUUGAAUAUGUGAUACCAUACAGCCCUACACAUUUCUGUUCUAUUUCUAUGUGGUUUUGUUGGUUCUCUCUCUGCUUCCAUUACAGAACUCUAGAUAGCUCUGAGGCUGUGCACAAGUCAUAAGCAGUGAAGAAAUAAUUUGCCCCACAGUUUCUGUAUGCUGCCUAUAGACAAAUAUCUUCAGAUAUUUGCAUUUCUGCCUUGCUCCAAGAAUCUCACUGACAAAUGAUGCUUGGAUUCCUUCCCUCCAUCAUAAGAAGGCAAAGCAAAGCAGCAGCAGUAGCCAUUCUGGAGGCUGAGAUUGCCUUAGGGGGUUGAGAUUUUGGUGCACCUUGACGUUGGCAUCCGAUCAAAAGUUGCUUCAUGUUCUCCCAGUGUCACUUCCUGACUGGCUGAAACAAUCCAUGCAGGCCUGUCCUCAAGGGCCUGCUUUCUCUUUACACCAAAACUCCCUCACAGCUCCCUGCACCUUCCUCUUCUGCUCUGUAUUUUCUACAUCCACAUACUUGAGCUUAAAGGUUUUUGCCUGCUCCUUGGGUGAAUGGAAUAUGUGAUAAGAUUUCAUC
Molecule: messenger RNA, 3043 nt
Organism: Dryobates pubescens (Downy woodpecker)
Lineage: Eukaryota; Metazoa; Chordata; Aves; Piciformes; Picidae
Gene: CCDC91
Product: coiled-coil domain containing 91
Exons: 13
Coding region: 142-1464 (440 amino acids)
Biological process (GO): Golgi to lysosome transport
Cellular component (GO): trans-Golgi network
Source: RefSeq, a predicted model, not a curated record